AUGUCAAAUGCAUUUCAACCCCCUCGAGACCCUGAAGAUGACACGAGCACCGAUGCGGAGAAUAAAAUCAAGAUGAACACGGAAAUGCUUCGUACGGAGCUGCCUCUGGGCUUCAAAAAGGAGGAUAUUCAUGCUGCUGCAGUUCUGUACGAGCUUAGCACAAGCAGUACAAUGUCUCGAGAAAGAAAGAAGCAAGAUGCAAACUAUGCCACAGUGCGGCAUGAAAAUGAAGAAAAAAAUCAAAUCAAUGAUCCCGAACGACCUAGAUCUGAACACUAUGCAACGGCUGCGAGAGAAGAACAAGUGUCGAGACACGGUCCUCUAUCUGCGAGAAUGUCCCAACUUGAAGAUGCAACGCAUGCGAGGCGCGAGAAUGGCCGAAAGGGCCCGGCCGACGAGGCUGAUUACAGCAGCGACAGCUCGUCACAGUCUAGAUUUAGCGAUGUAAACGCGGGUGGAUCCAAAUUGGAGAUGGCAGAAUCUACAGAUUCUGCCCGUGGCCUUCUCUGA
Verruconis gallopava is the source of this 510-nucleotide messenger RNA. RefSeq lists its product as uncharacterized. The transcript has a single exon. Lineage: Eukaryota; Fungi; Ascomycota; Dothideomycetes; Venturiales; Sympoventuriaceae. The record is from RefSeq and is a predicted model, not a curated record. The coding region runs from base 1 to 510 and encodes 169 amino acids.